AUGGUCUAUAAUAUGGCUGCUAUUCCCGUGUCUGGCUCAGUUACCGUCGUCUUGAUAUAUCGCUUCGAGAUUGCCGAGUUUGUCGUCCGAGCUCUCCCUCUAAAGCAUUAG
This is a messenger RNA of Colletotrichum orchidophilum, 111 nucleotides long. RefSeq lists its product as uncharacterized. The coding region runs from base 1 to 111 and encodes 36 amino acids. The transcript has a single exon. The record is from RefSeq and is a predicted model, not a curated record. Lineage: Eukaryota; Fungi; Ascomycota; Sordariomycetes; Glomerellales; Glomerellaceae.